AGCAAGAACUUCUGUUUACACAGUUAGUAGUUUGGAUAUGUUAAAAACAAACACAUUUCUGCCUUGUAUUUUAUGACUCCUGAUUGGAAUGCACUACAAGAGUUCUGUAGUCAAUGCUGCAAGGCUAUGUCAAUUUUAAAUGUAAACCAAAGAAGAAAACCCAAGCAAAGAGUGUGGAGCAGCACAGAAGGGAAGAAACAAGAUAUUUAACUCGCUUGCCACUUUUGAUUUGGGGUAAAAAGAUGUCAAAACCAAAAAGAACGACCCGUUUUAGUUUCACUCAUUCCAGGAGGAGACAGGUGGCUGCAAAUGACAGGAAAUUCUGCAUCAUGUGGCUCAACAAAAUGGUGAAAAAACAGGUGGAGAAGCAUUACGCAAAACUGCGUGAAGAAUUUAGUGUCCUGAGUCAGGAACUGAGAGAGCAGAUGGCAGCUGAGAUUACGAAGCAGCCGAAAGAAUCAGUGGCGGAAGAAGCAAGAGCGCAUUCCCAACUUUACACUGUGUUGUAUAAAGAGGAAGAUGAUGAAGAAAAAUCCCUGGACCAAAUAACACUGAGCUCUAACUCUUCAGAAACACACUUUUACACUAACCACAUCGACAAAAAAUUAACAAAAUUGAAGACAGAUAAUAACUUGAGGGUUUUACUUGAAGAUUCGACAGAUAGUGACUCCAGAGAUACUGACUUAGCUGAUGAUGAAGCCAUGCAUGGCUUCACUGAUUCUCACGGAAGCUCACACCAGACUGAACAACUGAUGGAAAGACUGUGGACUGAAUGGAUGGACAAUAAAGAAAGGACAGGGAAUCUUGAAGAAAACCCACAUGACCAACUAAAUUGUAAAAAACAAGGAGGAGCAAGACCUCGUGAACCAGGGAAGCCAAUGAAAGAGAUGACAAAGGUUGAGUCCACGAACACAGUCAAGAAAAUGAGGACAUACAUCAGCAACGUUUUUAAUCCUCACAGACAGUACAAGUGGAAGAAAUUAGAAGAGGAAGACUCAACUCUAUAAAGCAUGUGCAGCUCAAGUGCAUGUUUUAUAAAUACACCCAAACUUUGGUUGUUCCAAUAAAUAAUG
This is a messenger RNA of Melanotaenia boesemani (Boeseman's rainbowfish), 1073 nucleotides long. RefSeq lists its product as uncharacterized. The coding region runs from base 114 to 1007 and encodes 297 amino acids. The record is from RefSeq and is a predicted model, not a curated record. NCBI's taxonomy places the organism in Eukaryota, Metazoa, Chordata, Actinopteri, Atheriniformes, Melanotaeniidae. The transcript has 3 exons.